Messenger RNA from Daucus carota subsp. sativus, 957 nucleotides. Its product is annotated as small ubiquitin-related modifier 2. The coding region runs from base 323 to 694 and encodes 123 amino acids. NCBI's taxonomy places the organism in Eukaryota, Viridiplantae, Streptophyta, Magnoliopsida, Apiales, Apiaceae. Gene Ontology annotation, biological process: protein sumoylation. Gene Ontology annotation, cellular component: nucleus. Gene Ontology annotation, molecular function: protein tag activity; ubiquitin-like protein ligase binding. The transcript is spliced from 4 exons. The record is from RefSeq and is a predicted model, not a curated record.
CACCAACAAGGCAAUAACCAAGAAUAGCAUCAUUAGAGGAAACACUGGUUUCUUGUAGAGUGUGUGUGUCAGUCUGUCAGAGUGUGCUUCUAUGCUACUCUAAACACCAUUUCUGGACAAAGGCUUGAGCUUGUAAUCUUAAAUACCUAGCUCCUUGUCAGUCAUGGCAGUCCUAUAUUACAAGUCCACCAGCACCUUAGCUUUCUUUAAUUUCUUGACCAAACCAAACCCACAUUCAUUUAUACACAUUUCAUCUCUUUAGCUUUCUCUGUAUUUCAAGAAAUACUUUGUAAUAACUGAAGCUUUUCCGAGAAACAAGCUCAUGGAUAUAAUGUUUGAAUCAUCAUCAUCUGAAGGAGCACAACUGGGCAAGAGGCCAGCAUCGACGGCCCUAGAGAAUGAAGGCAAGAAACGAGCCUUGGGACCGAUGGAAGAAUCUCAUGAUAUUAUGACGAUCAAGGUCAAGAGUCAGGUAAAAGAGGUCCAUUUCAGUGUUAAACGCAACACUAAGUUGCAAAAGAUCUUUAAGAUGUUCUGCGACAAAGCUCAAGUAGAAUACAGGUCUAUGCGAUUCCUCAUCGAUGGCGCUCGAGUUUCGCCUACUGCAACCCCUGAAGAGCUUAACAUGAGAGAUGGCGACGAAGUUGAGGCCAUGAUAUAUGCUGGAGGCGGCGGCAAUGCGGCCAUUGUCUGAUUGCAGCUGGAACAGCAAUCUUGUGCCUUCAGUUUCUUUAAAAUGUGAAGAUUUAGGAAAAUGUUAGUUAACGAACGAAAACUUCUAGCUCCAUGGUUCUGAUUUCUGUUCACACAAUUCUCUACACGUACUAUGUGUGAUGCUAUUUAACAACAUUGAUGUGGAACUCAGUGGCAUUUGCAUUUGAUUCUGCAAUGAGCUAGUCCAUCCUAUAUGAAUCUUGUUACUAUCUUUUACUCGCUCUACCCCUUCAUUUUUGACUU